Glycine soja is the source of this 1658-nucleotide messenger RNA. Its product is annotated as ATPase family AAA domain-containing protein 1-A-like. The record is from RefSeq and is a predicted model, not a curated record. Gene Ontology annotation, molecular function: ATP binding; ATP hydrolysis activity. Lineage: Eukaryota; Viridiplantae; Streptophyta; Magnoliopsida; Fabales; Fabaceae. The transcript is spliced from 5 exons. Gene Ontology annotation, cellular component: mitochondrial outer membrane. The coding region runs from base 181 to 1359 and encodes 392 amino acids.
UCCUCAACCCCAACCCCAAGCGUUGGGAUUCUUAACCCUUAUUUCUUCAGAACCCUCGCUCCUCGCCAGAAAUUGUAUUGCAGAGGAAAGACCGAGAAAAAAGAAGAAGGAAUUUUGAUGGUAAAGUAAUAUUCUAAUUUCCAAAAUUCGAUUUUGUUGCCGAAGGAAGAAAAGAAGGAAAUGGGAGGUUCAUCGGAUACGAAGCUCCUGCAAGACCUGUUGUUGUACGCAGCGAGCGCAGCGCUGAGUUGCUUGGUACUAUUCGCGGGUUUGAGACACCUGGACCCUAAUCGCGAAGCAUCGAAGAAGGCUCUCGAGCACAAGAAAGAGAUUGCCAAGCGUCUUGGUCGUCCCCUUAUUCAGACUAACCCUUACGAGGAUGUAAUAGCCUGUGACGUUAUAAAUCCUGAUCACAUCAAUGUGGAGUUCAACUCUAUUGGGGGACUGGAAACAAUCAAGCAAGCUUUGUUUGAGCUUGUUAUUCUGCCUCUAAAAAGACCAGACUUGUUUUCACAUGGCAAGCUUCUUGGACCACAAAAGGGGGUCCUGUUGUAUGGACCGCCCGGCACUGGAAAAACCAUGCUUGCCAAAGCUAUUGCCAAGGAGUCCAGAGCAGUUUUUAUUAACGUGAGAAUAUCGAACCUGAUGAGCAAGUGGUUUGGGGAUGCCCAAAAGCUUGUUGCUGCUGUAUUUAGCUUGGCUUAUAAGCUUCAGCCUGCCAUCAUAUUCAUUGAUGAAGUAGACAGUUUUUUGGGUCAGCGUCGUGGAACAGAUCACGAGGCUAUGUUAAACAUGAAAACUGAAUUCAUGGCUCUGUGGGAUGGAUUUACAACAGAUCAGAAUGCUCAAGUUAUGGUUCUUGCAGCAACUAAUCGUCCUUCAGAACUUGAUGAAGCAAUACUUCGGCGUCUUCCUCAAGCCUUUGAAAUUGGAAUUCCAGACCAAAGGGAGAGGGCUGAAAUAUUGAAGGUUGUCUUAAAGGGUGAGAGGGUUGAAGACAACAUAGACUUUGGUCAUAUAGCUGGUUUGUGUGAGGGUUACACUGGUUCAGAUCUAUUUGAUCUUUGCAAGAAAGCUGCCUAUUUUCCUAUUAGAGAACUACUGGAUGAAGAGAAGAAAGGAAAACAAUCUCAUGCCCCUAGACCUUUGUCCCAGUUAGAUUUUGAGAAGGCCCUUGCUACUUCAAAGAAGACAAAGGUUGCUGCUAGUGAAUACGGUGGAUUCAGCCUUCAGUCACCUUCAAGAUGGACAGUGCCUGGUGAGUCAGGUGAUUCUCAGUUUCAAGCUGCAAUCCAUGAAAUCUCUAAGCUUGUGGUUUCUCACAUGAUUAACCUCCAAUCAGAUUCCCAGGAUCCUUAAAAUGUUUGCUUUAGAGCAUUCUUCUACUGUCAUUUAGCCUAGUUCAGAUUGUAACAGUGAUUACAUCCUUAGUUAUACUAGUUAUAGGAACAUAUAUAUAUAUAUUAUACAUUGGUUAUAAAAGUGCCAUUGUUGGCUAUUGCAUUAUGUUCAGUAUUUGAUGCAUCAUUUCUGAUGUUCCUUUUAUGUCAAAUUUUAUCUCUGAUUACCAUUUGGGUAAUGCAGAGAUAAUUUUGUUUUUCCACCUAACUUUGUAUAUUGUACUGUGAUAUAAUGCUGUAAAAUGACAUAAAACGGUA